Molecule: messenger RNA, 1097 nt
Organism: Vavraia culicis subsp. floridensis
Lineage: Eukaryota; Fungi; Microsporidia; Pleistophoridae
Exons: 1
Coding region: 1-1086 (361 amino acids)
Source: RefSeq, a predicted model, not a curated record
AUGUACUGCUUUGCAUAUAUACCACUGUUCUGUUUAUGUGUUCUCUCUUUUCCUACUCUGAGACCACAGAAAUGGUUCCAGCCACUUAGAGCAACUGCCAAAGCUGCUCAGAAGUUCACGCCACUGAAUGUACAAGUUCCUGAUUUGAAACCGUUGUUAGAUGUCAUUGUAAAAGGUUGUGAGACUCUUGACACAAAUUUGGCCGCUAUCGUGACUCAAACAGAGGACGAAACAUCGAAAAUAAUAGCGGACACGAUCACCAAGGAAAUAAAGGAGAUAGAAGGUGUAGUAGAUGGCAGCAAUACUCUUUGUGUCUCCCAGCUUACCAAUCUUUUCCAAACAACUACGAAAACCAUUUCGGACCUGAUACAAGCGAUCACCGGUUCAGAAGAAACAGAUACAUCAAAGCUACUCAAAGAGAAAGAAACCACCCUUGUAAAAACAAUACAAGACCUGAUUAAUGGCACUAACAACAAAAUUAAGGACUUAGUGGAUGCUCAUACGAAUGAGGAAUUUAUAGGCCUUGAGAGUUUGAUCAAAUCAGAGAAUCAAACAAUUUACACACAGAUUAAGGAUAUAUUGGCCGACCCACAGAAUACAAAUCCAAUAAUCCCGCAACUAAAGUUCCCCGAUCCCGUCACGAUUGCCGACAGCAUCGUACCUGGGAAAAACCAACUACAUGACAACCUCGUAAAAAUUGUUUCUGAUCUGCUGGAACAGAUAAAAUCUGAAAUACAGAAGGUAGAGCAAUACGAAUUAACAAACCAACAAUCAAUAAUAGGUACUGGCACAGCCUCAUACACUGAACAACUAAAUACCAUACGUCACAACACUCUGGUAAGUGUUCAAAAGAUCACAGAUGAUGUUUCUUCUAGCGAAAUAACAACCAUACUAAAUGUACUUGCCGCCAAUAAUUUGGAAAUGAAGAACGAUAUCAUUAGUCUGACGCAAAAGAUGGAUCAGGAUGCAUCUGGGUACAUAAUCGAGAUUACAACACUAGAAAUUGAUAGUUUAACACCCUUAAUAGCAGAGUAUAACCGAACAAUUGCAGGACAGAUAAUUCCUAAUCUUAAACCGCAACGAUAAAUAAACACAAA